This is a messenger RNA of Daldinia childiae, 669 nucleotides long. RefSeq names its product 30 kDa heat shock protein. Bases 1 to 669 code for a protein of 222 amino acids. The transcript has a single exon. NCBI's taxonomy places the organism in Eukaryota, Fungi, Ascomycota, Sordariomycetes, Xylariales, Hypoxylaceae. Gene Ontology annotation, biological process: response to salt stress; response to heat; protein folding. The record is from RefSeq and is a predicted model, not a curated record.
AUGUCGAUGUUCGGACCUCGAUUCUACUCUUCCGCCGAGCCCAACUUCACCGGCCUCUUCCGACUAAUUGACGACUUUGAUCGCUACGCCGGACAGAACGAGGGCGGCGCAGCUGCUCAACAAGCCGGUCGUCACCAUGGUCGUCACCUACCGACCUUCACUCCCAAGUUCGACUUGAAGGAGACCGAGCACAACUACGAACUCCACGGAGAACUGCCAGGCAUUGAGAAAGACCAAGUCCACAUUGAGUUCACCGACCAGCAGACCAUUGUCCUCCGCGGCCGUGUUGAACGCACUUACACCUCUGGCACUCCCCCGGCUGGUCUCCUUGAGAAGGGCCAGGAUGAGUCGAAGGGCGCUAUCGCCGACGCCCCUAAGGAGCACCACGAGAAGGCGCCAAAGCCUACCGUCGAGGAUGCUCCUGAGGAGGGUAACGCUAACACCACCGUCGCCGAGACCAACAAGAACAAGGCGGCGGCCGAGCAGCCCAAGCAACCCCAGCACAAAUUCUGGGUCUCGGAGCGUAGCGUCGGCGAGUUCUCGCGAACCUUCCAGUUCCCGACCCGCGUCGACACCGACAACGUCAGCGCCUCGCUUAACAACGGCAUCCUGAGCGUCGUGGUCCCCAAGGCCAAGAAGCCCGAGGGCCGCCGCGUCUUCAUCAACUAA